Astyanax mexicanus (Mexican tetra) is the source of this 7475-nucleotide messenger RNA. It is a transcript of the gene pdzd4, whose product is annotated as PDZ domain containing 4. The coding region runs from base 2488 to 5214 and encodes 908 amino acids. The record is from RefSeq and is a predicted model, not a curated record. NCBI's taxonomy places the organism in Eukaryota, Metazoa, Chordata, Actinopteri, Characiformes, Acestrorhamphidae. The transcript is spliced from 8 exons. Gene Ontology annotation, molecular function: protein binding.
AUCAGCAGCAGUCAGGAUUCCCUCCUCUUCAGCUCAGCCAGCCGGCUCCCUUGGUGUCCUUGACUCCCGGACCCGGGUUUGUCCGUCCACACCUGAUGGAACACAGACAUCUGCAUCUCACCGGCUCACUAGGGAACUGUGACCAGGCUCCGUGACCAGCUUCAGCUUUGGCUCUAGCUGUAGAAAAAAAAAGCUCACCAUCACUCAUCCUCUGUUACUGCAUCAUGUCAUCAUGCUUGGCUUGUUUGUGAGACGGCUGUCUGUGGGACGUAAUAGGAUGCGUGAUAGGAUGCGUGAUUAGGAGUUAGAUUAGGAUUAGGAGUUAGUUAUACAGUAAAUAAGUAGUUGUACAUGUGAUAUUUAUAAUUAUAUAUGUUAUACUGACUAUAGAUAGAUACACAGAUUUAUUAAUGCAUAUCAAGAAUCAUUACUGACCUCAGGCACUCUGGGCUCUGAAUUGUAUACAUAAUUCACAGGCUUUAUAUGUAUAUUUAAUUUAAUUUGAUUUCUUAUUUAUAUGAAAAACCGGACACAAAUGUUUGUUCAUUCAGUCUGAGCUGUUUGUUUCUCAAUUCAGCAUUAAUUCUACCAAAUUCUGUGUUAAGAUUCUGUGCCAAUUCUUAAAAAAAUCACAAUUCUGUGCUAAUUCUCUAAAACUAAAAGAUUCUACAAGAUUAAGAUUUAGACAAAUUCUUUACCAGUUCUGCAAAAAUGACACAUUUUUUGUGAUUUUGCACAAAUUCUAUACAAUUCUGUUAAAAGUCAGUGAUAAUUCUACAAAACUCUGUUAAAAAACUAAUUCUGCAGUCAUUCCACUAUUUGUAAUGCCAAAUCCAGCACUAAUAACACAAGAUUUCUUAACAAAGUCUGUCCUAAAUAGAAAUCCUGCAUCUGUUUCGACCUCCAAACAGGUGCAAACAAAAAGACAGAGAUAGAGAGGCACUAUAGAAAAGAGAGAGGAGGGAGAUAACAGAAAUAGAGAGAGAGAGAGAGAGAGAGAGAGAAAACAGCAGGGGUCCGCUUCAGACGUGCUCUGACAGGUGCAGUCACUCAAACAGCCUCCGCCAUGCACACCCUGCAGUUAGAAGGGUGGAGAUCGGAUUUGAUGUGAUUGCUGAAUGACAGGGAGGUUCAUAUGAGGGGUUCGUCGGGGCGCACUCAGGAGAAUGUGGAUCACGUCCGCCUCUUCCCAGGGGAGACCGGCGAGAGAUUAGAGAGUGUAUCAUGCUUAAAAGGAAGUGGCUAAUGCGAAUUCUGCUAGAUUAUGUGCAGGGCAAACACUGAGCGGAGACACGUAUGUUUCAUGAACUGACUGACGCUUCAAUCAUAUUGUGUUUAUAUAAAACGAGGAAGAUUGUGUUUAGUAAAUCCAGCAGGUGGUAAAUCCACCAGAAGUCCAUCAUGCUAAAAUAAGGCUAAUUUGAUUGAUUUUAAGUCAAAGCUCUUGUUUAAAGAAGCUUCAUACCCGUUAAAAUCAAUUUUUCUAACAUGAUUUUUGUCUUAUUUCAGCAAAAAAGGCCCAAAAACAGCUAAAACAACUAAAGCAAUGGGCCCCAGAUCAACAGGUCGAGUGCUAUUCUGCUGAGAGCUUGCAGAAACAGAGUAAAGUAAAGCGUGACACGCUGCUGUAUAAUGACACGUACCGCCACCACGCAUUGGUUUUCCAAGAAACACAAACACACCUCGUUAAAGAAGAGCAAUGCGCUUUCUAAGAAUAGCACCGCACCAGAAACGACACAGCGAGUACAUCGGGAGCCAGAGAUCUCACUGGGGAAUCCAGAGAACUGGGUGGUAAACAUUGCAUAUAUUACUACAGCCAGUCUCUGCGCAUCUCUCUUUUAAUUAAAGUGCUUGAUUAUGACGCCUCACAGACAUGCCCGUACUCAAGGGGCUUUCUAUGUAUGCAUGCAAAAUAUAAAACAUAGCUGCAUCUCAUUUAGAAGAAGACACUGAACAUAAUAUAACAUUGAGUCAAUAAUAAGAUUUUCAUUCAAGACUUUCAUUUCCUGGCCUCUUUUAUGUUCUUCCCAUCUGCCAUUCAGUCAUCUAUCAUCAUCACUGUGAUAAUGGAUAGUCAUAACUCAUGACAGAAAACCAUAACUCCCAAAUUGUAUAACACAAGUGUAUAGAUUUUGGGUGCCUACUUGUGGUUAAACCCAAACUUCAAACCAAACACAGUAAACUAAACCAAUUCCGUCCUUAUAAAAUUGGACUACUGGACCUGUGAGGACCUGUGAGGCUUCCCCAAUUUCGCUCCAUGGUUCAGCCUUCCAAAAAACAACCACAGGUUGUCUGAAGAACAGGAACAGAACAGCCACAGAACAGAAUUUCAGAGGUUUUUCAUGGAGACCAAAGUCAGAACCUUUGACUACAGAGAGGAAUCUCCAUAAGCAGACUCCGCUGUAAUUGAACUCGCUGGUCGUUUGAUGCUGGAGCAUCAGAAAACUGAAAGCAGAGCAAAGAGACAAACUUAAACUCCGAGCCAAGAUGGGCUGCAACAUGUGUGUGGUGAAUCGGCCCGAGGAACAGUACAGGAUUAUGUUCCAGAAAGGCAACACGAUGCGUCCUAUUGAUGCUGAAAUAAAGCUUAAAGGCAGAAGAACCUCUCACCUGUCUCAAGACAAGGACGUGCAUUCUCAUGAUCCUCUGCUGCUGCAGGUGGUGCGUAAGGGACACAGGAGGAGAGCAGGUACGGUGGGAGGUCCUGCCAGACUCAUGGCCAUCACAGACUGUGUGGAUCACUCCACGCAGACCGACAUCAGCUUCCAGAACUUUCUGGGCGCGGGCCGAGUGUCCUGCGGAGACGACGGCUCUCCCAAACCUCCUCCCUCUCCUCCACUGCCGCCACUGGUGGAGCCAUACCUGCUGAAUGAACUAUGUACUCUGGACCAUGACUGCGCUGAUCUCAACGACUACCUUGACGUUGCCAACCAUGAUGUGGAUCGACAAGAGGAGCUGGAAUAUGAGGAAGUGGAGCUCUACAAGUCCAGUCAACAGGACAAGCUGGGCCUGACAGUGUGCUACCGCACUGACGAUGAGGAGGACCAGGGGAUUUAUGUAGGGGAGGUCAAUCCCAACAGUAUAGCAGCCAAAGCCGGACGCAUCCGAAAGGGUGACAGAAUACUACAGAUAAAUGGAGUGGAUGUCCAGAACAGGGAGGAGGCCGUGGCCAUUCUUACCCGGGAAGACAGCAUCAACUUCUCACUGCUGCUGGCCAGACCAGAGAUAGAGACGGAUGCUCAAGUGGAUCCAGAGGACCUAGAUUGUGAGCUACCAGUAGGCAUGAGUGUGGACAGUCUCAAUACCGCACACCUGCCCAGUUUAUAUCGUCUUCAACAGCAGCAGCAAAGAGUCCAGGCAGGCCUUCAGGAAAACCCUCUACACCGGGAGUCGCCCAGACUUAGCCUAGUCACCCUCAACAACAGUCAGGAGCUGGACAGUGGCGUGGGCCGCACAGACGAGAGCACCAAAAAUGAAGAGUCAUCUGAGCACGAUAUACUCCUAGGCGAGGAGCAGACCAGUGCCUCCAACACCAACACCACCAACACGCCGCACAGCCUACGCAAAUUCAGGCCCGGUAGAAACGGUGGAAGUGGGGGAGAUACCCCUUCACCACUUCUUCACAUCCGAGAACUCCACCUCAGUGUGGACUCUCUGGACAGUGGGGGUGCAGGGGCAGGAUACUUACAUGACCCAGUGAGCACCAUGAUGAUGCCUGGGUUGACCGAAGAGGAGUGUGAAAGGUACCGGGAGUUGCUGGAGAUCAAGUGUCGCUACGAAAGAAAUGCGAAGAAUAGUAGUGCCGGGCAACAAAAGCUUGAAGAAACAGAGAUUCAGGAAGAGAAUGAGGAUGAGAGGGAAGAGGAUGCAGAGAAAGAAGUGGGUCUGGACGAGAACUGCAAUGAGAGUUUGACUCCACAUGAGAUGGUGCUCUUGGAGGAGGAGUUGCGACACCUCGAGUUCAAGUGCCGGAACAUCCUGCGGGCCCAGAAGAUGCAGCAGCUGAGGGAGCGAUGCUUGAAAGCGUGGCUGCUAGAGGAGGAGGCUUCGGGUAGGGGUUCUCCUGAACUGCAAGUAUCCCCACUCCAUGAGCUUUCUGAUAUCAAAGAACUCCCAGAGCGAGAAAGAUCAGACAAGGACACCAGCAGUGCUUACAACACCGGAGGGGAGAGUUGCAGGAGCACACCAAUGGUGAGCGAUCACCUUUCUCCCAUCACCCAGAUGGAAGACUCUGGCUCUCAUCUGCAAGGAAGGCAUAGAGAGCGGCCCAGCUGGAGUGAGAGGGGCCGAGCCAGCUUUAACCCCUCCUACUCACCCAGCAGCUACAAGAAAUUCCAGAUGAACACCAACAUCAACCAGAAGUUCAGGUCUCUGUCUCGGGAUGGAACUGUUCGUCCAUUGGCAGAUGGUGGCGCGCCAGGCAGGAGCUCAAGAGCCAACAGCAUACAUGAACGAACCGGUGGGCACAGUGCAGAGUCAAGUCCCUACUUCACCCGACGUCACCAUUCUAACCGACCUCCACCAGAGCGCUACCAGAGCUGCAUGCAGCUGGGCUCCUCCUUCUCAGAGUCUAACUUCGAGAGAACUGUCGAAGGGGAAAGUGAGGUAGCAGUCGGCAGCAGCGGCCGGGCAAGUCCCAUGAGCUUGGGAAGCAGCACCCUUGGUCCUGUACUUCAUCACAGCCCAGCAAAACACUCUCUGGAUUUGCCUUUGCCCCUCCCCCCUGCUUCCCCUCGCAUGGAGUGGAAGGUGAAGAUCCGUAGCGAUGGCACCCGCUACGUUGCAAAGCGCCCUGUCCGUGAUCGCUUGCUUAAGGCCCGGGCUAUGAAGAUCCGGGAGGAACGAAGCGGCAUGACUACUGACGAUGACGCCGUGAGUGAAAUGAAAAUGGGCCGUUACUGGAGCAAAGAGGAGCGCAAACAGCAGCUGCUUAAAGCCCGCGAGCAGCGCAGACGCCGCGAGUUCAUGAUCCAGUGUCGGCUUGACUAUCUCCGUGAUCAAGGGCAGGAGCAAGGGAAGGAAGGAGGACUCCAGCAGGAGUCAGGCCAGGCUCCAGGCUCCAUCCUGGAGCUCAGCCAGAAGAAGAGCUCAAAGAGGCGCAACCGUCGCAUUCUGGACAACUGGAUCACCAUUCAAGAGCUUCUGGCCCAUGGAUCACGCUCUCCAGAUGGUACAAGGGUGUACAACCCUCUUCUUUCUGUCACUACAGUUUAAAAGACUGACCGACUCACCCAGAAGAGGAAAGAGGACGUUGAAGUGAAGAAUGAGAGAAGAGUAUAAGUGAUUGAAUGAAUGAAUGAUGAUAGAUUUUUACCCCUAAAAAGUACCUUGAAGUCAUGAACUGAACCUCCAAAGCACAUCCCUAUUACGUUUACAGCCUUCUUUUUAUUAUCAAAGCCUGGAUAAAACUCGAAGCACAAUAUCCAGUUACUUCUGCACAACAUAAAAAAAAAACUGAAUUAAGAACUGAACUAGAACUUGACUCAUAAGGUGCAUACUUUUUUGUUUUUUGGUUGUUUUUGUACACAUUCUCCCAAGGGAACUUUAGAGACAAAGAGAGCUCUGCCUUGACAAGUACUUUAGAAAAAGUGCUGGAUGGCAUAAAAGCACACACAGCACACAACACGUUCCACAGCAAAGUCGGAAUGUGCUUCUCUGUGAAUGUUUUAAACCGAAUGGACGGUUAUGUUGUAAGAUUUGGUGGCUUACAAUGGCUUCUCAUUAAUAUAUAAAUGCAGAACACUGUUAUAGUCACAUAUACACUGACAAGCCAAAAAUCAUGAGGCGGGUUUAUUAGGUUUAUAUACCUAACAUACUGUAUAGCGCUCCCAGACUUUUGCCCUACCAUGAUAUAAGUCGCUUGUCUGUUCAAAUGGACAAUUCUAGCCAGAAGCUGCCGGUCAGAAUCAUCACCACUCACUGCUCUGUCCAAUGUGACGUUGUGGAUCGAGAAAUGUUAGACAAAUGUCUAGACAACUUGGAUUGGAAAUAGAAUGUUCCAGACCUUGUUCCAAUUCUGAUAAUUCACGUUGCCUUGCCAUGAGCACAUGGUCAGUGUUUUUUUUUUUUCUUCCCAUUUUCUCCCCAAUUUUGCUCAGCCAAUUACCCAACCCACUCAUUAUUAGAACACCCCCUAUCACUAGUAAUGCCCCAACACACCAGGAGGGUGAAGACUAGCACAUGCCUCCUCCGAUACAUGUGAAGUCAGCCACCACUUCUUUUCAUACUGCUGCUGAUGCAGCAUUGCCGAGUAGCACCACAGCACACUUGGAGGAAAGCACAGCAACUCAGUUCUGAUACAUCAGCUCACAGACGCCUUGUGCUGCGGAUAUCACCCUUUUAGUGAUGUGGGGUGAGAGCGCCAUCUACCCACCCGGAGGAAGCAAGGCCAUUUCCUGAAGUAACACUCCACUUCAUGAUGAAUUUGCAUACCGCAGACCCAUGACUUUUGGCCUGUCAGUGUACAAAGUCAUAAACAUUGCUAUACAAUGCUGAUACAAUCAAGACAUGAGUACAUUUUAUCACAGUUCUCCCUUAUUAAACACAGAAUGGUGCAGUAAGUGCCAUACAAAUACAAGUAUGUGCACAUUUUAGAUAUAGCGAGGUUGAGGAAAUAUUUUGUGGUGCUAAUGAUGUGCAUGGUGCUUCACUAUGAUGGUUCUCUUACCUGCAUUAGACCUGUUUACUCUGCAGCUCCAAGACACAACCUGUACACAGUGAACCAACGUGAGGAAUGAACUGAUACUGUUCAAACAGAUCCUGAGGAGAUGCACAUUCUCUGUUUGCUACAGAAAUACAGCACAUGCUGUCACCAGCAGUCAGCGGCCGUAUGAUCAAAAGGAGGAAAAAAAUAGGACGUUAAAAGUGUAUUAAACCAGCAGAAGAAGAGGAUGCCUACAGAUAUUACUGAAUGCAGUGAUUUUUGUGUGAUUUUGAGUGAAUUCAUCUUUGUUCAUCAGGUUCAGAUGCUAAUGUAAAUGAAAGGUGAACAGACGCUUCAUUAAUAAGCAGAAAGUAACCAGUCACUCAAAUCUAAUCUAUAAAUGAAUGUGAGUCAACGGAAAAUGUAACAGCUUUACUGACAUUUCUGACCACCCUCUACCCUUAUAAAGUGAUUUUUCCAACUUUCGGACGAUGACAUUUUUUGCAUGACUUUAACAACAAGAGGUUACAGACGUAUCCCACAUGAACAGAAAUACUCUAUGGAUUAUAUAUGGUUGUAUAUUCAUUGCUCAGUAUACUAUGUAUGUGAUCAUAGUUUCGCUGUCUUUCGUUGCUAUAUUAAUUUGUUGGUGUGUUCGUCAUAAAGUAGAUUUUAUGGUUAUAUUGUUAUAACUGUUGAUUGAUAUCAGUGGUCCUAUUUACACCAGGCAUAACAUGCGUUAGAUCUUAAAUGGUAAAUUCAGUGUACUGUUGAAAUGGUCUAAAUCUUUGGCAUUUUAGGGAAAUAAAACAUUUUGUAUGCUUAGUAUAAA